UUGGACUGAAUGCUGCACAGUUCAAACAGCUGCUUAUUUCAGCCUUGAAGGACCUCUUUGGGGAGGUUGAUGCAGCCUUACCCUUGGACAUCCUAACUUAUGAAGAGAAGACCCUGUCAGCCAUCUUGAGGAUAUGUAGCAGUGGUCUUGUCAAAUUGUGGAGCUCUUUGACUCUGUUAGGAUCCUAUAAAGGCAAGAAAUGUGCCUUCAGAGUGAUUCAGGUUUCUCCAUUUCUCCUUGCCUUAUCUGGGAAUAGCAGGGAACUAGUAUUGGAUUGAAUAGUCUUCAAUUGCAGAAACAUCCUUCUCUCAAAAGCAUGUUUUGGUGACAAUAUGCUGUCUGAAGACUGAAGCAGUCUAAAAGCUCCGAUUGCUGAAGAUGUUCCCCGUAAUUUCCCGCCAUCAUCUGUGGUGGGGUGGGCUUCAAAGGAGAAUCUGCCUGAGCCAGCCAGUGGUGAGCAGGCAUCACGUUGAGCAGAUGCACACCAGAGUUGGAGACCGCGCUGAACUCAGCAGGGCCUUCACACAGAGGGACGUGGCUGCCUUCUCAGAAUUAACGGGAGAUGUCAAUCCUUUGCAUUUAAAUGAAGAUUUUGCAAAAUACACCAAGUUUGGAAAGACAAUUGUACACGGAGUUUUGGUCAAUGGACUUAUUUCGGCUCUCCUGGGAACUAAAAUGCCAGGGCCAGGCUGUGUAUUACUUUCACAGGAAAUUAGCUUUCCAGCCCCUUUAUAUGUUGGAGAAGUUGUUGUAGCUUCCGCAGAGGUAAAAAGGCUAAAGCGGUUCAUUGCUGUUAUUGCGGUGUCAUGUUUUGUAAGAGAAAGUAAAAAGACUGUUAUGGAAGGCUGGGUUAAAGUUAUGGUCCCAGAAACUCCCCAGUCCUGAAAUGUGUUUAAAGAUGGACAUUCAAGUGCCAAUGGUACUGUUCUUGAAGAGCCUCUGAGGAAAAGGGAAUGCUGCUCUUCACCAAGGGAUGGCCCAUAGACCUAGAAGCCCAUGUUGGGGGAGGGGAGCAGGUAGAGGGGUGUUCAAAGGUCCGUUGUCCAAUUUGGCUUUAUGCUUCACACAGACUUGAGUAUAUUCCUCCUCUGUCUAGGUUUUUAAAAUUGAAGAAAUACCGGGAAAGUUAUUUAGCUAAAGGUUCUUUUAGGAUUUCACAUCUAUUAGAUUUGUAUUUGAAUAACACAAACCUGCCUCUAUCUGUGCAGAGUAAGUUUGUCACUGAAUUUAUAACUAGCAUUUAUUUAAUUACUGAAGGCAACAACAGAAUUCAGGUCAUCUUUGAACACCUACCUUCUACCAGUCAGGGUACUUAGAUCCUGUCCUUCAGCAGUUUCUGAGUCAGAGUUUAUUGUAAUUUGUUACUGUUUACACCACAGUGGCACCUUGUUCUAUCUUCAGUGGCAUUUGCUUCUCAGAUGGCUUUCCUGUGAUUGGAGAAGGGCUUACGUGCACCUUUGGACUCAUUUAUGUAAACUCUCUCCAUCUCAUGGGAUAACAACACCUACCACACAGGACUGUUGGAGAUGCUAGAUACAAAUAGCUAAGCACAAAGUCCAACCGGUCAUCCAUUCUCCCCUGUGAAUGAAGUUAGAGGUUUUCCCAAGUUUAAAGCAAACUAGCCCACAAUUUAAACAGGUAACAGACUUCAUUUUUCAGGAUGUCAAUCAAUUUAAACCUGGAAUAGAAUUGGAAUGCAAAAUUUCUAUUUUAGUAAUCCAGAUUAUUUUCUCCCUCCCUUGAAAACACUGGAUUCUCCCCUUUACAAAUAAUAUAUGCUUAUUGUAAAGAUUUAUAAAUAAAAAGUAUAAGGAACCCUGUGGAGGCCAAGUUCUUAAGAGUUGAGGGAUAUUGAAAAUUUAAUCAGUAUUAAAAAAAAAAAAGUUGGGUACUGAAGAGGAAAUGCGCCUAAUGCGUUUGUACUGAGUGGUCAUCCCAACACAGCCAACACUUUUAAGAAUCUAUAACAGAACAUCCAUCUCUGCUCUGUGGCUUUAGAUGGUGGUUCUGAUUACAACUAGAUGCUUUGAUCAGGAGGAUCAAGUGUCACUGGUGGGAUCACCCCCAUUUUCCGGGAAAAGGUUUUUCCUCCUGGUAGAUCAGUAACUAGAUUUUUUUUUUUUUUUUUUUUACAUCAAAGGGAUAAAUUAAGCAGAUUACUAGAAAAAAAUCAUUCUGGGCACUAGAGGGCAAUGAUGUGUAUAAAUAAUAUUUUUAAACUGUUGAAUAUUGUACCACCACAUCCUAGUCGGUGGAUGGUGAGAUGAAAAUACUAAAAUCAACAUGAGAAGCAAUGAUGCCCUCAUGAGUUUCAGAAGGGGCUGUUGUGGGGGCUCAGAUACACACGAAGACUUAUUCAUAGGGGAAGGCUACACAAGCUAAAACUUUGAUACAACAUUGAAAAAAGAGAACUUGGAGCACAAAAUACAGACUCAGAGCUAAGACUGUCUGUUCCUGUAGAACUCAUUCUCUGGGACUAGUAGCACUCUUGAAGCAUAGGUCCAUAAAUGGAGUGUAAUUUGAUUAUUAAUACUAGUAGCUACCAUUUUUGCAGUAUGAGCCAAUCCCCACCCCCCCUUUUUAAAAGAUUUUAUUUUUGAGAGAGAGUGCCAGUGGGGGAGGGGCAGAGGGAGAGAGAAUCUCUGUAAA
This is a messenger RNA of Zalophus californianus (California sea lion), 2649 nucleotides long. It is a transcript of the gene HTD2, whose product is annotated as hydroxyacyl-thioester dehydratase type 2. The coding region runs from base 379 to 885 and encodes 168 amino acids. Lineage: Eukaryota; Metazoa; Chordata; Mammalia; Carnivora; Otariidae. The record is from RefSeq and is a predicted model, not a curated record. The transcript has 4 exons.